Messenger RNA from Rhagoletis zephyria (snowberry fruit fly), 1109 nucleotides. RefSeq names its product exosome complex component Rrp4 (gene Rrp4). NCBI's taxonomy places the organism in Eukaryota, Metazoa, Arthropoda, Insecta, Diptera, Tephritidae. Gene Ontology annotation, biological process: nuclear-transcribed mRNA catabolic process, deadenylation-dependent decay; poly(A)-dependent snoRNA 3'-end processing; TRAMP-dependent tRNA surveillance pathway. Gene Ontology annotation, molecular function: RNA binding. Gene Ontology annotation, cellular component: cytoplasmic exosome (RNase complex); nuclear exosome (RNase complex). The record is from RefSeq and is a predicted model, not a curated record.
AGCACUAGGUAGAUUUUUGACAAAAAUUUUCUGGCAACACUGUAGCCUUGUACCAUCUUGUAUAAAUUCGCCUUGGUUUUUCACAACAGAAAAUUUCAAUAAUUAAGAUUUAAAAACUUUUAAAAUGACUACCAACGUCAAUAUUCGGCUUGCUAUUGACCGCGUGAAUAUGGGCCUGUUGGCACAGAACCAAACUAGAGCGCCGCGUCUCUACACGCCCGGCGAAGUUGUUACCGGGCAGUUUGGUUUCAUGAAAGGACACGGCACGUAUGUUGAAGGCGAUGACAUCAAGGCCUCAGUGGCAGGUGUAAUGGAGCAGGUGAACAAACUUAUCUCAAUAAAGCCGCUCAAAAGUCGUUAUGUUGGCGAAAUCGGUGAUGUUGUUGUUGCGCGCAUCACGGAGGUGCAACAAAGACGCUGGAAGGUGAACACGAACUCACGCCUAGACUCGGCAUUGCUGUUGUCAUCUGUGAAUCUACCCGGUGGCGAGUUGCGCCGACGAGGUGUUGAAGAUGAGCAAAUGAUGCGUAAAUACCUGCAAGAGGGUGAUCUUAUAUCUGCGGAAGUGCAAAACAUCUUCGACGAUGGCACGCUAUCUCUCUAUACACGCAGCUUGAAAUAUGGCAAACUCUCACAGGGUGUUUUGGUCAAAGUGUUUCCAUCAUUAGUAAAGCGGCGCAAGACGCACUUUCAUAACUUGCCUUGUGGUGCAUCAAUUAUACUCGGCAACAACGGGUUUAUAUGGAUAUCACCUACAGUCAAUACCGAAGCUGAUGGCGGGGACGGUGGUUAUGUGCAGAACUUGAGCGAAGUUAUACCAAGAGCAGAUCGUGAAGUGAUUGCACGUCUACGCAACUGUAUUUUGGCUUUAGUACAUUGCAAGAUGAUGCUGUAUGACACGAGCAUAUUGUACGCCUUUGAGGAGUCUAUGAAAUAUGAGGUGGAUGAGUUGCUGCAGCAGGAAGCUAUAUUUGACGUUGCAUUCUUAACGCAACAUCGACUACGUCUGCAGGAAGAAUAGCAGUAUAUCAUAAGGUGGGUGAUAAUUCAAAGAAAGCCAAGGUCUAUUUUUAAACAUAAAUAAAAGUAAGCAUUUUUCUAAAUAAAAA